UGCGCCGGUCGUGUCAGUGCUAGCUUGUUGCUCGAUGCAGCAGCAGGAGCAGCCUGCAUGGUGACCGUCACAGAGAAAGACAGUAGAAAAGAGAGGGGCUAAAACGAGAGAGGAGGACUCACCGCUCCCGGCCUCCGCUCAUGCAUGCGGACACCGGCCUCGGACCGGACGGACGGACAGCAGGACCGCGAAUCACCGGAAACAUGGCGGCGGGAACAACAAGCUGCUCGGAGCCUUAGCGUCCACAAAUCAGAGGCAGGAGGCGAGCGGAGGAGCAUCACCUAUGCAGAGGCAAUGAGGUGAGCGCUGAAAGCAGCAUCCUGUUUCAAACCAUCAAUACGAUCAACGCACUAAGACGAGCCAUGGCCUACAAGAUACCCGCGGCAGCGAUGGACAGAGUCAGCCUGCUGUGGCGUCUGAGGCGGCGGGCUCGCCGCGGCGUGCUCUGCAUGACCUUCUUCUGCAUCUCCAUGGCUCUGCUCUACGCCAUCUGUGCUGAAAACAGCGUGCCCGUCACCGACGCCAUCUUUGGCGUCCGGGCACGAACCCGCGCGCAGCCUCAUGCGCACAAUGUCAUCAAGGUGCUGCGAGGUGGAGCCAAGCCCAUGUACACGGACCCUCAGAAGCUCCCGGGCGUCAUCCCAGGCGACCCUCGCCGUCCGAUCCCCGUCCUGUCCUCGUCCAACCACAGCCACGAAGCCAGGGAUUCGUCGUCGAAGCGGAAACAGCGGGAGCCCCCGGGGUUUUUCAGCCGGCUGCUGCCGCGCCCCUUCACGCGAGCGCUGGAGACCCUGUUCGGGGGCCGGCGGAAGGGCGAGCUGAGCGGCAGAGGCAGCGACGCCGAGUUCUUCGGGCCUAACGGGCUUUUGGGAGAGGUGUGGGACGACGAGAUGUCCAGCAGCAUGCUGGGAACCAGGAUGAAGAAGGUGGUGCAGAACUACCAGGCGAUGAACAAAUACGGAGUCGAGCUGUCGGGCCCCGGCGGCGUCUCUGGCACGCCGAAGCUGAGCGGUCCCGAGCUUCUCUGCCAACUGAAGGACAAAGUAGAGGUCGCGACUUUGACCCCUGACCUCCAGCCCUUCUCCUUGCUGCCCUGGGCCACCCAGCUGCCUCCGCAGCAGCUGACCUCUGACCUCGGACCCUACAAGAGCUGUGCUGUGGUGUCAUCGGCGGGUUCGCUGCGCUACUCUGGGCUGGGCAAAGAGAUCGACUCACAUGAAGCUGUGCUGCGCUUCAACGCUGCGCCCACCACCGGGUACGAGAAGGACGUCGGGUCCAAAACCACCAUCCGCCUCAUCAACUCACAGGUGAUGGCGUCUGAUGACCACCGCUUCCUGUCCAGUUCUCUGUACAGCUCAGGUGUUCUGGUGGCCUGGGACCCCGCCCCCUUCUCUGCAGAUCUCACAAAGUGGUUCAACAGGACUGAUUACCCCAUCUUCGCCCAGUACCAGAGGUACAGGAGGCUCCACCCUCUGCAGCCCUUCUACAUCCUGCAUCCUCGCUUUGAGUGGCAGAUCUGGCAGCGAAUACAGGACAACAUGGCCGAGCCCAUCCAGAAGAACCCGCCCUCCUCCGGCAUGCUCGGCACCGUCCUGAUGAUGUCGCUGUGCGAGGUGGUGCACGUGUACGAGUUCCUGCCGUCCCGGAGGAAGACGGAGCUCUGCCAUUACUACCAGCGUUUCUACGACGCCGCCUGCACGCUGGGCGCCUACCACCCGCUGCUGUACGAGAAGAACCUGGUUAAGCGCAUGAACCAGGGCUCCGACCGCGACAUCUACACCAACGGACGCGUCACGCUGCCCGGCUUCAGGAAGCUGAACUGCAGCCAGACUGCUGGAGGAGACCGCUGACUGCAUCAACACACAAAUCUGAGUCCUGCAUGAAGAUGAGCCGACGCAUGCAAACCUCAUCCUCACUACUGAACCACAAAGAGCGCUCUAUAAAUAUUUCAUGCUGUUAACACACACACUGGAGUCCGACCAGCUCAUACAUGUGCUGCUGUACACACAUCCCUGUGAGGUCAUUGGCGCGUGAUCACUGGAUGCUUCUUAGUUGCCCAAAUUUUGAUGCUCAUGUUGACCUUAGAGGAUAAUUCUGGUGGUUUUCAAGCAAUCUCAGUGAUUGCCUUUAACUCAGGGGUGAGGAACUCCAGGCCUCAGGGGCCGGCGUCCUGCGGGUUUUAGAUCUAACCCUGGGCCAACACACCUGAAUCACAUGAUUAGUUCAUUGAUAGGCCUCUGGAGAACUUCAAGACAUGAUGAGGUCAUUUAACCACUUAGAUCAGCUGUGUUGGAUCAAGGACACAUAACCUGCAGGACACCGGCCCUCGAGGCCUGGAGUUUCCCACCCCUGCUAUAACUGCGAGGUGGAGAGCGUCCGAGUGAGUGACAGACCACCAAAAAUGUCCUCUGAUCAAAAAGUGCAUAUUAAUAUUUUCCAGGACAUCCAGCCAGUUUUGAGGGGUCCAAAAUCAUUUCUUCCUGAAGUUAAAAAGCAGAUAAAAUCCAAAAUUUAGCAAACUGGGUCAUAAAUAUCAGUCGUGCGCAGGUCCAGCGACACCGUCUCUGCUUGUGUGUUUGUGUUCUGGUUUCUUGUUCAGGCAGCAGGAGGCCGCUGUGCCUGUGUGUGAUUACAUACAUGAUGCUUACACACCUCACUGAACCCGUUUAUUGAAGAAGAUACUGCCUGCAGAUGAGUUUACUUCUAACUUAACCCAAAAGGUCACUUCGUAGGUUUUUUACACACUUUGUGAGUCCUGCCAUUUCCAGUAAUCUUUUUGUAAUCCUCACGUAGUGUAAAUAUUAUGAGAGUAUUAUAGGAGGAGGGUCUUUACUGUGAUAUCAGCAUUUGAUUUUUCUCCAACGUAAAAGCCCCACUCGGUUUAUAUGGACAUGCUAACUGAUAUUUUAUCUGCAGUAUUUGUUUCUUCAGUCCGUGACACACUGAGCUCGUGGCAAAAACAUGACACAAAAUCCAAACUUAUACAGGGUGGGCCGUUUCUAUGGAUACAGCGUGAUAACAUGGGAAUGGUUGGUGAUAUUAAA
Molecule: messenger RNA, 3044 nt
Organism: Pundamilia nyererei
Lineage: Eukaryota; Metazoa; Chordata; Actinopteri; Cichliformes; Cichlidae
Gene: st6gal1
Product: ST6 beta-galactosamide alpha-2,6-sialyltranferase 1
Exons: 9
Coding region: 363-1850 (495 amino acids)
Biological process (GO): sialylation
Cellular component (GO): Golgi apparatus
Molecular function (GO): beta-galactoside alpha-2,6-sialyltransferase activity
Source: RefSeq, a predicted model, not a curated record